AUGGACCCUGAUUCCUCUGAGACACAGAGGUCUCCAUUGGACACCAGAGGGAGACCACUGGGUAAGGAGAAGCGAGUUUUUCUUCUCAUUCUGUGGAUCUUGAAACUAUCUGUGGGUUCUGUUCAUCUUUGGGGGGGGGGAGCACUUGGGGCCAAGAGCGCCAAGGAGGGGAGAUGUAUUUUGACCCAAAGUAAGUUUGAAAUGAGUACAAAUUGUUAGGUGGAUUUAUUGCUUUAUUGUUGGCGUCCGGCACGCUUCCCCUGCACUCCUCUGCAGGUCGUAAAGCAAUUAGCAGAAUUGCACAGCGUCCGUGUUGAAAGGGCAGUAAAAGAAGUCCCACACGUUUCUUCUUUCCUAAUAUCACUUUAUUUGCUCAAAAGUAGCAUAUUUACAAGCCAUAAACACCAUCUGAUUCAAGCUGCAUUUUGCGUCCUUCUCUCUCAGAGUGCAGCUGCGUAACUAAGCUGCUUUCACUUUUCACUCAGCUCACAGCAUUCCAAGCUGCUUUCGUCACGUCCUGGCUUACUUCCCUUGUAAGCGCCUCCUCUCAGCCUCGAGACACAGAAGGUUAACCCUUCACUACACCCAACACCCCCUCUUGUCUCGCGCCUGAGGGGAGAAUCGACCCUUGGUCGUCCCAAACCCAGACCUUCACAAAACUCCCCAUGUCUUUGGAAGGUGAGUGGCUUCGUGAACCCAUCAGCUAGGUUCUUGGCAGAGGGACAAUACUUCAGCGCAACUAAUCCCUCCUGAACACUCUGGCACACAUUCCGAAAGCGAAUGUCUAGGUGUUUAGUUCUGGCCUUGAACUGACCUGACUCUGCCAAACGCAGGCAUGGUUGAUUGUCCUCGAAAACACGUAUCGGCAGACAAUCCACUUCGCAGAGUUCCUGCACCAAACAAGCAUAGAACUCUACUUCUCUGCACACCUCUGAAAGAGCACUAAACUCAGCCUCAGUGGAUGAGAGCGCUAUAAGACUUUGCUUCUUGGAUCUCCAUCCAACUACUGAGUUCCCAAACUUCACCACUAGGCCAGACACAGACUUGCGAUCCUCAAGAUUAGCCCAAUCCGAGUCCACAAAGCAAGUCAGUUUCACUUCUCCUUGUGCUGGCAACCUAAGACAAAAGUCUUUGGUCUCCUGCAAAUACCUCAGAACUCUCUUGAUGCCAUUCCAGGCUUGCACACUAGGGUUUGAUGCCUCCCUGCUGAGCAGAUUGACAGCAAACGCUAUAUCAGGUCUGCUCCAUUGGGACAAGUACAACAAACUCCCUAGGGUUGACUGAAACACUUCAGUAUUUUCGAACGCAGCGAGUUCUACUUGCUGGCUGUCCUUCACAAAACUAGUCUCCAUAGGACUUUUCACUCCUGCACAAUCACUCAUCCUGAACUUCUGAAGCAAUUGCUCAAUUUUACCUCUCUGGCUGAGCAAAAAACUUCCAUCCUGUGCACGCUCAACAUUGACACCUAGAUAGGUUUUGACAGCACCAAGCUGUUUAAGCUUGAAUCGUUUACCUAGCUCUUUGGCAAACUUCUCCGCCUGUUCAUCUGUUUCUGAGAAGAAAAGCACGUCAUCAACAUAAAUCAGCACCAGUUCCUGUGAGUCUCCUGAUCCUCUAAGGAACAGGCAACUGUCAGCAAGACUCUUCCUGAAACCUAGCUUCUCCAAAGCUUCAUUUAGGCACAUGUUCCAGUUUCUAGCAGAUUGACGUAAUCCAUAGAUGGAUUUGUGCAAUCUCCACACAACAUCCUGCCUUGAGUUCUCAAACCCCGGAGGAGGAAUCAUGUACAGCUCCUCCUGGAGAACUGAGUUAAGGUAGGCAACAUCCACAUCAAAGUGGUUUACCUUCCAGUCUCUCUGUGCUGCACAAGCUAAAAGCGUUCUCAGAGUCUCCGCUCGUGACGUUGGCGAAUACACCUCCGUGAAGUGUAUUCCCUUCCUCUGAGUAAAUCCUCGAGCAACUAAUCUGGCUUUAUACUGCGGCUCUCCAGCGUCAGUGGGUUUCAAACGGUAAACCCACCUGGAAUUCUCAGCCUGCUUGCCUGGUGGCAACUCUGUGAGUGAGAACACACCUAGAUCUUUCAUGGACUUCAUCUCUUUGUCCAUUGCUCUGUGCCACUUGCCUGCUUCUUCCUCAGGUAAACUCUGAAUAUCCUCGAAGGAUUCAGGUUCACAUCUUGCAGAACCUACCCAGACGCCUGAAGCGUCGUACCGAUCAGGAGGCCUCCUUGUCCUCGCUGAUCUCCUCAGUGUGAAUCCUGGUGACCCUGCCGCUUCACUGGGUCCAGCUAAAUCAUCCUCAACUUCAGUGUCUUCCCCUCUGACCUGCUGCGCCUCUUGGGCCUUACAGCUGGUCCAGCAGGUGAAGAAGGCUCACUCUUUGGCUCAAACUUGACACUUGCCUGAGGAGGUGUUCUAGGUUCCCCCCUCUGAGGGAUCCUGAGCUGUCCCUGCCUUGGACUCUGUCCCUCUGGACCGUGGUCCCCAGCACCAAGUUCCUCUUCCUCCUCAACAUCUGAGUCAUAGAACUGCUGUGGAAGCACGUCUGGAUUAGCGUGCAGACGCUUCCAACCAGCUUGCUCACAGAACUCAGCGCUAUUGCUGAUAACCAACCUAGACUGGUCUCCACUUGGGUACGCAAACCGCCAGGCCUUUGAGCCAGGCUCAUACCCUACAAAGAUCAUUCUUUUAGAUCUUGGCUCACCUUUCUUGCGUAGAGCCUUUGGAAUAAGCACCCAAGCCUCACAACCAAACACACGAAGGUAGUGUACCUUAGGCUUCCGUCCAUGAAGUAAGAAAUACGGUGUAUUUCCUACACUAGAGUUGUACACUCUAUUCUGCGUAUGGACCACAUAGUGCCAGGCCUGAGACCAAUAUUUCUGGGGUAGCCCUGCAUCCCACAGGAUCGCAGACACAGCUUCCUGCACCGUCCUGUUCUUUCUCUCUGCCAGCCCAUUCUGUUGCGGAGAGUAAGGAGCGGUCAGUCUGUGGCUAAUCCCUUCUCCCUAAAGAAAUCCUGUAAAGCAGAACCAGUGAAUUCAGCACCUCUGUCACUUUGAAAACCACAAACUUUGGUGGAAAACGUUACCUCAACUGCGGUGAUCCAAUCCCUGAUCAUUUUAGCCGCCUCCCUUUCGUUUUCAGAGAGAAGGUCCAAGCAGACCUCGAAAAAUCAUCAAUCAAAAGCAAAGAAUACUUGAACCUCCCAGUGACUCAACAGACAUGGGUCCACACAAAUCUGCAUGAAUUAAUUCAAAGGGUUGUGUGGUCUGUCUCUCUGACCUUGGAUAUGAGCAUGUCACAACCUUCGCCUGUUUACAUGCAUUGCAAUCUAAAAAUUUGUCACAGACAUUAAAUUUGCACCCUUGUGUCAGCUCUGGUGCUUUCUGGAGAUAUCUCCAAUUCAAAUGGGCGAAGCGUCGGUGCCAAAUAUGUGAACAACCAUGGUGGGGCGCUACAUUUACACAUUGGCCCUUCGCAUCUUCGGUGUCAUCUUCUCCUGUGGAAAAAGGCACAUUUACAGCAAACAAAUUAUCUUUAGACUGCACUGUGUACACGUGUUUCCCAUCCUUGGAGAAUUCACAUUUGUCACCUGCAAAAGAAAUUUGAAAACCAUCAAUCAAUAGAUCAUGCACACUUAACAAACAGUUAGUUAAACCGGGCACUGCAUAAGCUUUGACUUCAUGCUUAAGGAAAGGACAGAAGAACAGUCCUGUCUCUGUUAGCCUUUUUCUGCUUCCAUCUGCAAACUUAACAUACUUCUCAGUUUUUACUGUCCUGCAAUUCCUCAAAAGAUCAGCAGAUGGCACCAACGAAUUUGAGGCACCACUGUCAAUGAUUACAGUGAGAAAGUCUUGUUGUUUACAUUCCUGGGUCGCCAGGGCAACAAUCUCCUCACUACCCCCCUCCUUGGGGCUUCUGCAGAUGUCCUCUCUGGUUGUCACGGCAACAGACUCCCCCCGGCAGGAAGACUUGCCCACGACCUUCACAGCUUCCGUAGAUGCAACUCUCUCAGUUGCCAUGGAGACUGGACUUGUCUCGGCGUUCCCACACAACUCUGAAGCGCUUAUCUCUACUUGCUGCAGGUGGCUGACCUUGAAACCUCUAGCACUUUUCAGCUUCCCAGGCUUCGACUCACGACGUAAACAACUCUUGGCAGCUUUUGGAGAAAGAGGCGUCUCUGAGCUUUCACUGCUCACUGCCCCGCCCCACUGCUCAUGGGGUCUCGAAGACGUUUUCCUGCACCCCCUCUGAUGAAUGAAGGGCUCUCAACACUUGGCCUCUCUUCACACAGACACGUUGCAGCAUCCACACAGCUCCCAGGCUCAGCAAAAGCACAAGCAGCAUUGCUAGCAACAACAACAGCAACAGUCCCUUCGCCCCCCUGUGGGGGCUCCCAGCUCCUCCCAGCUGUGUAUUGGCACUCAAGAAUGUGGCCGGCACCAUCUUGCCUCUCCCUUUCGGAUGCAGCCACUUCUCGGCCCUUGCUUCCCACUCCAGCUCCACAAGCUUCUUGGAGUGCUAGCCAAGCGGCCUCUGGCUGUCUUGCACCCAGGACAAUAGGCACCAGAUGAGCAUCCACACUUUCUGCCAAAAAAAGCAAGCACACGCUUCUCAACUUCACUUUGCUCUGCAGCCCUAUUAGCCUCUGCUUUCCCAGCUGCAUUCUGUGUGGGGUGAAUUACAUUCCACAGCUGCUCCCCAACUAGCAAAAGCUCCACUUGAAAGCUCCACUGCAGCCAAUUUUGGCUAGUCAGUUUCUGACAUGGCAGUUUAAACUCAAAGCCAUGUUCACAGGGCUGAGCCAUUGCCUCCCUUCUGUUGGCUUUUCCAAAGGGUACUCACUAAGCCAAACUGGGAACUCCGGACGUCAUGGCUCUCAGCUCCCUCUCCGUCAGCCUCCUCCGAUCUGCCUCUUUGAAGUCUCGCUUGGCAGUCGAUCAAACUGACGAUCAGCAAAUAAAGCUUCAAAGCCCUUUCUCACAUGCUUCACGUUGACCCAUAACCAUGUUAGGUAGAUUUAUUGCUUUAUUGUUGGCGUCCGGCACGCUUCCCCUGCACUCCUCUGCAGGUCGUAAAGCAAUUAGCAGAAUUGCACAGCGUCCGUGUUGAAAGGGCAGUAAAAGAAGUCCCACACGUUUCUUCUUUCCUAAUAUCACUUUAUUUGCUCAAAAGUAGCAUAUUUACAAGCCAUAAACACCAUCUGAUUCAAGCUGCAUUUUGCGUCCUUCUCUCUCAGAGUGCAGCUGCGUAACUAAGCUGCUUUCACUUUUCACUCAGCUCACAGCAUUCCAAGCUGCUUUCGUCACAUCCUGGCUUACUUCCCUUGUAAGCGCCUCCUCUCAGCCUCGAGACACAGAAGGUUAACCCUUCACUACACCCAACACAAAUGUCUAAAUGCACUUUGCAAGAAAGACUUUUUCUAAGGCCCAUCUGUAGCCUGAAAUGCGCUGCUGAAGCUCUGAGAGACGCAGGAGCUGAUGGCUUCCCUUUGACUUUUGUCUCUCGCAGGUGACCGAAGGAUGCCCCCCAGACCUCCUCAUCCAUCUUUUCAUGAGAACGGAGGAGAAGCAGCAGCUGUGGAAACAGAUCUGGUAUGGGGAAAGAGCUUUGUGGGGAAAGAGUCAGAGGAGUGGGGCAGCCAGGGAGCCUCUGGGCCGGAAGGAAUUUCUCCUCCUCUUGGCUUCUGUCAAAGCCUCGGUCCUGAACAAAGAUGGACAGUGCCAUUGGAGAAGCUCUAUGUGCUGACAGGAAUGAACAGCCAUCUCUCCUUAGCUGGGCUUCGGAAUGUCACUAUUUUUAUGAUUUAUCAGUAGCUGCAGUUAUAUUUCUAUAUUGAUCUAAUCAGGCUUCUAAGCAGUUGAAAAGCUUCCAAGAAGUUGAGGAGCCAUAACAAACAGUGGCCGGGAUUCACCUCAGCAGCCCCAUCAGCUGCACAAGGGGAAUCCCCCUCCUCCUCCUCCUCCUCCUCCUCCUCCCCCUCUCUGUGCCCCCAUGAGCCCCUUGAAGUUGGCUGUAGGGCAGAGGGAGGGUCCCAUCGCCCCCCAAGCAUCGCACAGUGGGAGUAGAGAAGGGAGCAUUCUGUCUGGCAGACAGGAAUACUUCCACAGACAGAAUAAUUUGAAGAACACCAUGGGGAGUUCCACCCAUGCACACAAACAUUAAUACCCAUCAUUAAAAUGCACAGUAAAAUAAAUCAGUUGAAAUGCUAAAAUAGGCAUCCAGACCUAAAAUGUGCAGCAAAAUAAUCCCAUUAAAAGAACACAACAAGGAAUGGGCAGAAAUAACUGAGCAAUGUAUAGUGGAUAAUCUUUAUGCUGUCUCAGAAGAGGACCUUUUUCCUUUUCCUUCAGGGUCCUCUGUGCUUUGAAGAUGUCGCUGUGUAUUUCACAGAGGAGGAGUGGGCGUUGCUGGAUCCUGACCAGAGAGCUCUGCAUAAGGAAGUCAUGGAGGACAAUCGUAGGAUUGUGGACUCUCUCAGUAAGGCUUCCAGCUGGAUCAUAAUAUAUGUUUUGAAACACACACACACACACACACACACACCCCUACCUGUGAGAAUCCUGCAAUAUUUUGCUGGCGCUUGACAGCAUCUGGGAUUCUCCUUCCCCCAGCUCACCUUGAAUCUACUGUUCUGUCUGUGAAUAUUCUUGCCCUACAUAUGCCUUUUUAAACCAUGACCAGGCUGGUCUGAGCUGCCCAGACCUUCUUGAAUGUAACCUUCCAUGAUGUGGAUAGAAUUAGCAGCUUCUGUGAGGUUUUCUGUUUUUGCUUCUGUCGCUUUCUGGUUGACCAAAGAGACAACUGACCUUGCAGAUGGAGGAGAUUCCAUGAUUAGGCCAAACAAGAUCUAUCCUGCCAGAUGCCAGGCUGUUUGAAUCUCAGGUUCCCAUCAAUCUGUGUGUCAAGGAGAGUCAACAAAGGCAGUGAACCCUGUAGUAAGACCUCAGAUCUAACACCCUUCCGUUCUUCAUCUAUCACAAACAUUCAUUAGCAGUCUUCCAUAAUUUGGGGCUCCAUUUCAUCCUGAGGCUCUAAUCUGUUUCUCUCUUUGAUGCAGGUGGUGAUGGAUUGGAAAUUAUGAACAAGGGGAACCGUGACAACAUUCACACAGUGGGGAAGUUGUAUAAAUAUUUGGAGUGUGGAGAGAGUUAUAGUCUGAGCUCCCAUUCUACUUCCCAUAAAAUAUAUCCUACUGGGAAAAAUCGUUAUCGGUACUUGGAAGAUGGUAAGACAUUUCGUCAGAAAACAUUUCGCACUUUCCCUAAAAGACCUCACAGCAGGGAGAAACCCCAUCAGUGUUUGGAAUGUGGGAAGAGGUUCAGACACAGGCCUGGGCUCAAGGCCCAUAAAAGAAUUCAUACAGGAGAGAAACGCUAUAAGUGCUUGGAAUGUGGAAAGAGCUUCAGGCAGAAAGCUAAGCUCACAGAUCAUCAAAGAAUUCAUACAGGAGAGAAACCAUACAAGUGCUUGGAAUGUGGGAAGAGCUUCAGGCAGAAAGCUCUGCUCACAGAUCAUCAAAGAAUUCAUACAGGGGAGAAACCAUAUCAGUGCUUGGAGUGUGGGAAGAGCUUCAGUCAGAGGGGUCAUCUCACUUCCCAUCAAAGUAUUCAUACAGGGGAGAAACCCCAUCAGUGCUUAGAAUGUGGGAAGAACUUCACUAGCAAGAAUAGUCUCACUUUCCAUCAAAGAAUUCAUACAGGGGAGAAACCACAUAAGUGCUUGGAAUGUGGAAAGAGCUUCAGUUACAGGGCUACGCUCAAGGCCCAUCAAACAAUUCAUACAGGGGAGAAACCAUAUCAGUGCUUGGAAUGUGGAAAGAGCUUCAGGCAGAAAGCUCUGCUGAUAUCCCAUCAAAGUAUUCAUACAGGGGAGAAACCACAUAAGUGCUUGGAAUGUGGAAAGAGCUUCAGGCAGAAAACUCAGCUCACAGCUCAUCAAAGAAUUCAUACAGGGGAGAAACCAUAUCAGUGCUUGGAAUGUGGAAAGAGCUUCAGUCAAAAGAAUAGUCUCACUCCCCAUCAAAGAAUUCAUACAGGGGAGAAACCAUAUAAGUGCUUGGAAUGUCGGAAGAGCUUCAGUCACAGGCCUGCGCUCAAGAGCCAUCAAAGAAUUCAUACAGGGGAGAAACCACAUAAGUGCUUGGAAUGUGGAAAGAGCUUCAGUCACAGGCCUGGGCUCAAGGCCCAUCAAAGAAUUCAUACAGGGGAGAAACCACAUAAGUGCUUGGAAUGUGGAAAGAGCUUCAGUCAAAAGCCUAGUCUCACUUCCCAUCAAAGAAUUCAUACAGGGGAGAAACCAUAUCAGUGCUUGGAAUGUGGGAAGAGCUUCAGUCACAAGCCUAGUCUCACUUCCCAUCAAAGAAUUCAUACAGGGGAGAAACCAUACAACUGCUUGGAAUGUGGGAAGAGCUUCAGUCAAAAGCCUAGUCUCACUUCCCAUCAAAGAAUUCAUACAGGGGAGAAACCACAUAAGUGCUUGGAAUGUGGAAAGAGCUUCAGUCACAGGCCUGGGCUCAAGGCCCAUCAAAGAAUUCAUACAGGGGAGAAACCACAUAAGUGCUUGGAAUGUGGAAAGAGCUUCAGGCAGAAAGCUAAGCUCACUUCCCAUCAAAGAAUUCACACAGGGGAGAAACCAUAUCAGUGCUUGGAAUGUGGGAAGAAUUUUAGUCGGAAGGAUACCCUUACUUCACAUGAAAGAAUUCACUGA
Messenger RNA from Podarcis lilfordi (Lilford's wall lizard), 8705 nucleotides. Lineage: Eukaryota; Metazoa; Chordata; Lepidosauria; Squamata; Lacertidae. The record is from the annotation of a GenBank genome assembly.